CUUUCCCUUGUAUUUCCCCAGAUCUAGCGGUGACAUCAUAAUUAUAUCUCUAAUAUAAAAUCCAGCUCGCAUGCUUUGAACAAAAACUUCACUUUGAAAGAACUUCACCUUCUAGUGCUUCUACUAACUGACCAGUGUCUUAAGGUGACUACACUGAGGUAAAUGCCCAGUAGAUGGCCCUAGCUCUGACUAGCAGUCAUACAAAAAGAAAGCUACGAGAACAUGGGAGGGGAACAGAGCUCUGCUAGAUACUCGCCCUGUGGCCUCCGGUCAAAAAACCAUGAGCAAACCCCUGAACCUUGUGAUGUCAUAGCCAUUGUUAAGAGCUGCAGAAAAGACAAGUUUCGAGGGUUGAUUCAAGCCUUGGUCUACAGUGAUGGAAACGUUAACACUACUGGGGAGCAUGGCAUGACAGCCCUUCACUAUGCAGUACUGAAUGAAGAUGAACUUAUUAUCAAGACGCUUGUUGUGUUUGGUGCCCACUGUAAUGCCAGGAAUGACUUCAAACAGACACCUCUUGACAUGGCCAUUGAAAAUAGAAAAGACAAUGUCGUUCCCUUACUGGUAUCAGUCGGGUGUAAGCAAGGCUGUGUGGUAGAGAGUCCCUCAUCCAGCUCCCUGUACUAUGGCAUCAGCCCUGAGGAAGAGGUGGACAUCCCAUGCAAUGACUCCAACCCUGUGGAUGACGGGCUCAAGAGAGCAAAGCAUGUCCUCUCAGAUCAGAUUGAAGACCACAUGAGAAGUCGUUUGAUUGGCUCUACUUCAAUCAGGCCUGACGAAGCCUACGUGUAUCUUCUACAGCAGCGAGAACUUCAAAUGUUCAAAACUGACAAUGGAGAGAGGUGUGCCACUCCGUUUGAUCACGAUGUAACCCCUCCUCCAAUGGAGUUUGCAUCUCAGGGAGGAGCCAGAAUUUUGAGUCUAGACGGUGGAGGAAUGAGAGGACUUAUUCAACUUGAGAUCCUUUUUGAGAUAGAAAAGAUGACCGGGAAACGAAUUGUUGAGCUUUUUGAUUGGAUCAUUGGCAACAGCAUUGGUGGAAUAAUGGCUUUGGGUUUAGUCUAUGCAGACAUGACUAUCCCUCAACUGAGGAGAAUGUAUUUCCGUCUCAAGGACAAGGUGUUUUCAAGCAAGAAGGGGUUUGGUGGCUACAACACUAAGGUUUUAGAGGAGCUCUUACAGGAAGUGUUGGGGACUGAACAGAGAAUGUGUGACCGCAGGCACCCAAAAGUGUUGAUCACAGCUGUGGACAAGUCCAACACACCCAUGAACAUCCAUUACUUCAACAACUGCUUUGAUGAUCAGUUUAGCACACAGCCAGUCUGGAAGGUAGCUCGGUAUUCAAGUGCUGCUCCCCUCUACUUCAGUGAGCUGGACAACUACGUUGAUGGUGGUGUAAUGGCCAAUAACCCUUGUGAUGGAGGACUUGCCAAGAUUCAGUCAUUUUACCAGGCAAAGAACCAACGGAUGCCCAUAUCCUGCAUGGUGUCCGUGGGAUCAGGACUUUUCCCUCCCAGCAGACUAGGAAAGAUCAGCAUCUUUGGGGGAGUCCAGAAUCUAUUCAGAAUGCUUAGCGAUGCUCUCGGGCAAUCUGAGGCAAUUGCUGAUCGAUGUAAGACCAGCUGUGAGGCUCAGGGCAUUCCCUUUUAUCGAUUCAGUCCUCCUCUGGACGAAAAAAUUGAGCCAACAGAAACCGACUCUCGUAAACUUGUUGACAUUAUGAUACUCUCAAGAAUGUACAUGCACGGCAUGGAAGAUUACAAAUCAGACAGGUUAUUACCCCUUUUGCUGCAAAUAACUGGUACCGCAUAGACUUCACUCACAUUUGCAAUCGACAUUAUUGUGUGUGUAUUUUUUUGUUUCACAUGACGUUGUAUUAACGCACUCAGGUUAUGAUUUUGUUUGAAUUUUGUGUUAUAUAAUUCAUCACGCAUGUACAUACCCUCCUUCCCUCUCAUGAUUUUUUAAUCCAUUUUUGAUCUGUAUAAUACACUCACAAUUACUGGCACAACAACUUAAUAUUACAAUAAUUUGAAAGUGA
Molecule: messenger RNA, 2041 nt
Organism: Halichondria panicea
Lineage: Eukaryota; Metazoa; Porifera; Demospongiae; Suberitida; Halichondriidae
Product: 85/88 kDa calcium-independent phospholipase A2-like
Exons: 9
Coding region: 223-1812 (529 amino acids)
Biological process (GO): positive regulation of ceramide biosynthetic process; lipid metabolic process
Cellular component (GO): mitochondrion
Molecular function (GO): protein binding
Source: RefSeq, a predicted model, not a curated record